Stegodyphus dumicola is the source of this 4650-nucleotide messenger RNA. RefSeq lists its product as uncharacterized. The record is from RefSeq and is a predicted model, not a curated record. Lineage: Eukaryota; Metazoa; Arthropoda; Arachnida; Araneae; Eresidae.
GCCAGAGGUAUACUAUAGAUAAACAAAAUAGAUAUAAUGUAGACGUGUAAAGAGUGCCUUGACGGCGAAUUGGCCCGACGGCGAGUUGCCCAAAGGCGAAAUGGCAUGACAGCGAAGUGGCGACGGCAAAACGGCAGAAGUGGAUAGUCCUAUUCCCUGCAUUUCUUAGAAAUUGGGCAUGAGAACUGGAAAAGAAAUAUGUAUGCCCGAUUUCAAAAAUAAUAGAAACUAAAGAUCUCAUGGAACUACUUAGUAAACCCUAGACGAAUUUCAGAAUUUUCCGAACUCAUCAAAGGACUGAAAAGAAUGCUUAAACCUGAGGGCUGAAGGAACAUCAGAAUAAUAUAUGGAUAGCUACACCUCUGCUUAAACUUCUCACGGGUUAUCUAAGUGCUGUGACCUCACCCGUCAUAAGAAGACGCAGAAUUUAAACCACCGGUGGCUUAAACCUGGACUCAAACCCACGCGCUGGAUUGGAACAAUCUUCUUAGACUACUCAACCAACAGCAUUGCUUAUGACACAGGAACAUCCAACCUUAACUAACGAAUAUAAAUCCAGAGUGGUCUGUCUACCCACUCAAAAACACCGUAUAGGUGCUUCGCCAACCAUCACCAGUUUGCGAAACUCUACCAUCCCGAAAUUGUUCGCCACCCCCACAUACAAACCUCUCUGCACACAAAGCCACAAUAACAGGCGUCUACCAGGAAAACCGACGUCUCCCCUCUGUCACCGAGACCAGGAAAAAUACAAAAAAAUAGAAAACCUUUUCAUCGAAAGGCACAUGCGAGUCCCACCCCCGAUGUGCCCACCUACAGGUCUGUGUCUACACACCCACCUCUUCUACACCGCUACCAUCUGAACACCAGGAAUUUCCUCCACAGAUGUUCACGAUGUUAAUCAAGUAGUGUAUAGAAUCUCCGACACCAUGACGCACAGCGAAGCGUUUCUGACUGCCAAAUAUGGCAGUUUCCACACGGCCUUUACCAAUGAUUACCUUCUAAAGCAUGGGAACUUCUUCAUGAAACCCACCAUCCAUCCAGACGGCUUCAUGUACCCAGCUCUCAGCGACUCGGCCAGAUACCAGGUGUACAAGGACGUCAAGUUCGAGGUGCAAGAUCCCGACCUACCCCUGAAUUUCGCAAUCAAACAGGAGAAACCGCCGACACCUCCCACGCCUGCGUCCCCGACCCCGAUGAAAUCACCCUCCCCGACAGAUGCCAGAACGUCACCACAAUUGAUGAAUGGACAGUCCAAGAACAGUACCUGGAUCCUUGGCAAACAGAAACUGAGCUGGGACAAUUCCACAGUAGCGAGUUACAACCCCGACACUAAAAUGUUUCGGUGCGUUGUAUGCAAUGCUGUGGGUUUUCUUUCUAGAAUUGCUGAACACUACCUCGGGACGCAUACCAGUGCGAAGGUGUUCCAGUGCUUACAUUGUCCUUACAGCAGCACAUGGUCGCGGUGUGUGCGCAUGCACAUGGCUAAACAUCACGGUGUGCCGAAUGCUCCCCCAUCUUUAUGGAAAGGUCAGCCUCUUCUAGAAGAAAUCUUUCAGUUAUUGACCAAUCUAAAAACAACAGUUGAUAGUCAAGGUAGGGAGAGACUCGAUCCAGAACUUUGCGACAAAAAGUUUAUUUGUCCCAAAUGUCCUUAUACAACAGAUCGGAGAGACUUAUAUCUCCGUCAUGAAAAUAUCCAUAAAGAAGAUAAACCUUACCAUUGUUACAUCUGUUUUAAAUUAUUCAAUCGAGCAGACCACGUUAAAAAGCACUUCCUAAGGAUUCACCGAGGUCAUCCAUAUGACAUCAGCUUAGUCAGGAGGCGACCACCUAGAGUGCCAGCUUCUGUGGCUAAUACUAACGUGUCCAGCCCUCAGACUGGGGCAUCAACUAACUUUAGUGUCGAUAAAUUGAUCUCUUCCUCUGUCGAUAGCAAACCUCAUGAUGAUGUGAUCGAUUUAAGUAAUCGCAGUUUGUCCCCUAAUGAUUCUCUGGCUGGAUCUGUUGGUAGUAAACUGAAGACAUUUCGAUGCCCGUCUUGUGCGUGGGAAGGAGUAGAUAGUUGGUGUCUGCGGAGGCACAUGAACGUGCACCUGAAAUCUUUUGAAUGCCCGGUGUGCGAGUUUAAAGCAGGAAAGGCAGAGCGUUUGUUCACCCAUGCUUAUCGAGCUCACAAAAAGCUGGUCUGCACCAAGUGUAAAUUUCUCACUGAUCUUGCACAGGAGUUUGAGGUUCACAUUAAAGAUUGUUGCCUGGAAAUCGUUGUGGGCUCUAGGGUAGACAAAACAUCUGAAGAGAGCCAAAAUGAAAGUGAUGAUGCCAGCUCAGAUCGUAAACAAAAUCCCACGAAUGCCAGUCCAUCUGAAAUGCAACAGAUGCCACCAUUCGUCUUGCCUGAACAUCGGAUGGGAUUCGACGUCAAGGGUUCCGUUAGUCUUAUGCCAUUGCAUAAUAGUAUUUCUUAUUGUUAUCCUGCCUCGCCUCGAUAUCCUCCUGAUUUCAUGAACGGCCUGAAUGAUGGAGUUCCGGACGUAAGGGUUGAGGCCUGUGCUGAUAUUAAGACGACAUCUUCUGUAAACUGCAAAGUAGAAGUCAAACCUGAGCUUGCAUCUCCAGUUCAAAGUUCUAGUGAUAGCGGAGUAGCAGAUGUUGCCAGUGAUAACAACGAUCAAGAUAUAGCAUGUUGGCAUUGCGGAUGUGAAUUUGCAAAUCUUUCUUCUUUAAGCACUCACACAGAGCUGUAUCAUCGCGAGGACUUGAAGGAAUCCGGGGUGCAGAACAGUUCACAAGAACACGUAAAUCGAACCAAAAAGUUUUCGUGUGCCAUCUGCAAUUUCAAUAGCGACAAACAACGGACCAUCAUAGAACAUAUGCGGUUCCAUACGGGUGAAGUCCUCUAUUGUCGAGCUGGUCCCCAAUGUGCCUUUCAAACUGUUUGCGAUUCCACCCUUGAGAAGCACGUGGAAGAAAUGCAUGCUGAUGGAAUGAAGAGAUGUCCUCACUGUGGUUUUCUUUGCACAGAUAAAGUCACUUUCAUCAGACACUACAGGAAGUGCCACCAUUCCAAAUCGUGCCAUGUCUGCAGAGAAAUAAAACACAGUUUUGUUUCGAAAACCAAUAAGAACUGCGAACUUGGUUCCUUGUCUAAAAGUAGCGAUAGUCUAUCAAAUCCAGACGUAGUUCGACCUUAUCUUCAUCACAAUCCCUACUCUAAAAAGGCUAAUGCUAUAUCACCAUAUGCGCAUUGCAAUGCUGCCAUGUCUAAAGUGGCUGUAGCCAUACCACAAUCGUUGCAAAACGUUGUUGCAGAGAGCAUGGUUGCACCAACUCGUCAUCACCCAGCAGCAAACCACAAACCUCGUAAGCAGUCAACACCUAGAAAGUUGCUGCAGGUUGGACCGACUUCUCAUCACUUGCCAUCGCUGAACUUAGGGGGUUUCAUCUGUGAUAUGAACAAAGAAGUAAAACGAGAAAAAUCGAAGAAGCGAUCAUCUGUUACGCGUUACAGGAAAAAGCUGCUCAAGUAUGUUAAAGUACCUUCAAAGCGUUGUGUAUUAAACCACGUUCAUCCUUUUAUAUUCAGGAAUAAUAUAAAUUUCGUUCGUCAUCUCUAUUGGUAUCAUCAUUCAAAAAAGUGCUUCUGCUACAAAUGUGGAAGCAACUUCAAACAUUUGUACCAGGUUUUGUUGCAUCGUAGAAGGGAGCAUGAAACUCUUUCAUAGCACCGGUGCUUUCUGUGCAAAUUUAUUUCCCUGUGAAUAUUUAUAAGAAAUUUAAUCAUUCUAUAUUCAUAACUGUGAUACGAAUUAUAUGGAAAGAAAUCGGUUAUGCUUUGAGAGAAACAAAAUAUUUAAUUAUAUUCAGAACUUUUAGUAUUUUUGUUCUCAAUAAUAUUAGGCAGAUGAAAUCAAGUUUAUAAUAAGUUAUCUGUUUACAAACUUGAACAUUUUAAUAUUUGUUAUUUGAAAGCUGUAGUAUAAACACACAUCCUGUUUAGUUAUUUAGAAUUAGUUGUCUUCAUAAAUUUCAGAUUUCAUAAAGGAAGGAUGAACAAACCGACAAGCAAAAAUUAUAAUUACUUAAAUUGACGGAACGGAAAGUUUUUCAGUGCUUGUGGAAUUCGUAGUUCUUGAAUGUAUUUUUAUACUUAAUGAAAGUACUGAAGAUUUUACAUUCAACUAGAUUCAAAUGUUUGAGCUCAUGGGAAAAUAUAUGAAAUAAUUGAUAAAAACAUUUUAACCAUUCAGUUCAUUUAAAGUUUUCUAAAAUGUUUCAUGUCAAUAUAUAUUUUGUUUCAAAUCAAAUAUUUUAGUUUAAAUCAUGAUAACUUUAAAACACAGUUUUUUUUUUUUUUUUUUUUUGUCAAACUUCAAACAAAAAAUCUGUUUCUAUUUUGUGAUAUUUUUAAAAGUUUUCUUUACCAAGUUUAUACUUUACCAAUCUUGGUAAAGAUAUAAUUUCUAUGAAAAAAGUAAGUUUGUUUUAUGUGAACUUAUGGAUAAUUAAUUCCUUUUUUCCGAAUUUUGUUUUUAUUUGAGAGCAAUGGGGAUAAAUUUUAGCAUUAAAUUACAUGUUUAAAUACAGGGCUGACUCGAAGUCUGUGAGCCGUUCUUUUUUUUUUUUUUUUUUUUUUUUUUUGUGAAAAAUGAA